Molecule: messenger RNA, 2631 nt
Organism: Thamnophis sirtalis
Lineage: Eukaryota; Metazoa; Chordata; Lepidosauria; Squamata; Natricidae
Source: RefSeq, a predicted model, not a curated record
GGAGGAAAUGGAGCCCAGGGUCCAAGGGGUUUUCCUGGAGAUCAAGGAUUUAAGGGCCCACAGGGUGAAAAAGGACUUCAGGGAGUGAAAGGAAUGAAAGGAAAUUCAGGAAGGAAAGGAUUCCCAGGUGUUCCAGGAAGAAUAGGUACAGUAGGUGUUCCUGGGAAAUUGGGACCCAGAGGGAAUAAGGGAGAGUUUGGUGAUGCUGGAAUGAAGGGUGAGAGAGGAUUACCUGGACUAAGGGGGCUAAGGGGGGAUAGUGGUGCAAUUGGAUAUGGUAAGCUGGGAAAUAAAGGAAUAAAGGGGCAAAACGGAUUUCCUGGAGAUGUAGGGCAAGAGGGUGAUGUUGGCAAUCCUGGACUUUCAGGAGAAAUUGGAUUAGGAGGGAUGCAAGGGCAAAAGGGUCCUGCAGGUGCCACCGGCCAAAAAGGAGCAUUAGGAAACCAUGGUCCUCCAGGUCGGCGGGGUAACAAAGGAUUCAAAGGCAUGGCUUCCUUUUCACCAUGUGCGCUCAUUGCUUAUAUUCGGAAGCAUAGUUCUUGCUACCAAGGAACAGCAGAAUGUCCAGCAUAUGCUACGGAACUAGUAUUCGCUUUGGAUAUAUCCCAGGAUACCACAUUCCAGAUGUUUGAACAGAUGAAAAAGAUUGUCACAGAGACUGUGAACCAAGCAAACAUCAGAGAAAGCAAUUGUCCUGUGGGAGCCAGAGUGGCUGUUGUGUCCUACAGCUCCAACACCAAUUAUCUGAUCCGCUUUAUAGAUUUCCAGAAUAAAAAGAAGUUGUUGCAGGAGCUCAAUAGACUUUCUUUGCAGAGAACAACUAACAGACGUGACAUUGGUGGAUCCAUGAGGUUUGUUGCCAGACAUCUCUUCAAGCGAACUCUCCAAGGUGCUAAUGUGAGGAAAAUUGCUGUCUUCUUCAGCAAUGGAGAGUCUGACCAUCCAAGUUCUGUCAACACAGCACUCCUUGAAUACAGUGCAUUAGAGAUUGUCCCAGUCAUCUUAGCUUUUAACAAUGUGCCUGAGAUCAAUCAUGCUUUUCUGAUGGAUGAUUCUGGACAAUUUCAAGUCAUCACCAUUCCCACUGGAGGAGAUUAUUCACCAUUUUUGAAAAGAUUCCAACUGUGCACACUUUGCUAUGGUAUGAAGAAUGAUAAAUGCAAACCAGAUGUUGUCUAUGAGUGUAACAGACGAAUCAGACCACCAAGGGAAUAUGUGGACGCUGCUUUCAUUUUGGACAGCUCAAGCAAAAUAAAUCCUGAUGAGUUUGAGAAACUGAAGGAAUUUCUAAGCAGAGCUUUGAACCAUUUUGAUAUUUCCUCUCAACCUGCAACUUCUUCUGUUGGUGACAGAAUAGCUUUGGUGAGCCAUGCUAUACCAGCAUUGAAACCAGAAACUCAGGUGAUACCUGCAAAGAAAGAAUUUGAUUUAGUGACUUUCAAUACAAAACAGCUCAUGAAAAAAUAUAUCCAGGAAUACGUUCAACAAUUGGAUGGUCAAACUGCUGUUGGCCAUGCUCUACAGUGGACAAUUAAUCACAUUUUCUCACAUACUCCAAACCCAAGGAAACACAAGGUUAUCAUUAUUAUAUCUGUGGGCGGAACAAGUCAAUGGGAUAAAGCAGUGUUAAAGAAAGUGUCUCUGAGAGCCAAGUGCCAAGGCUAUGCCUUGCUGGUAGUUUCUGUUGGACGGAACUAUAAUAGCACAGAACUUCAAGAGCUAGCAAGUUACCCUCUGGAGCAGCAUCUAAUUCAGCUUGGUAGAAUUCACAAGCCUGAACUAAACUAUGCCAUUAUGUUCCUGAAACCUUUUCUAUAUUUUCUUCAGAAUGGAUUCAACAGCUAUCCACCAUCUGAACUUAGCACAAAAUGUCACAAGAUCAGCACUAAAAAAUCAAGACAUGUUUUGAAGCGUCACAGUCAUAAAUGAUUGACAGAAGAUGAUAUAAACCUGCACAUCCACAGAAGCAAUAAAACACAACUUUUUCUUCUGUAAAUUGGUAGAGGGAAAUAUUAAUGUUUAUAACAUGUUUAUAAUAGUGCAAACUUGUCUUUUCCGAUGGUGUAUAGAAAAAAAACAAGAUGUAAUAUAUGAAAUCUAUGAAAUGAUUAUGAUUCUUGUCCCUUUUUAAAAGAAAACUUUCUUUUUCAAUAUUAACAUAACCAUGUCUUGUGGACAUUACUCUUACCUUCAUUGUUCAGAGACAUAGUUGAAUAAAUCAAUGUCCAUUCAUACACUAUUUUAGCCUUUCUUUUGAACAUGUGAAUGGUUGAGGAAUGUGUGCAUCACAACUAGUAUUAUAAUAUUACAGCUGACAAAAUGCAUUAAAAUAAUUUACUGUAACAAUUAAAGAAAUGAAUUUUUAGACUUUAUUCAGAAGUAGAUUUGGGGAUUCACUCAUCAGAAGCUACGAUCAAGCAAGGAUUGCCAGACUUUUCAGUCACACUUAAAUGUAGGACAAGUUAGUUAUCACUUCUUAAUUGCCAUUGGAAGUAAUUCUCAUCAAUGGAUUUCAAAUCAUUUUAUAAAUAAAAUAAUUUCUGGAGAAGCAGCAUUGAUAACCCAGGAAUAUCUUGAAGGAAUAUCUUUAAGAAAAGCUUUGGAUGCUCAAUGACCUUUCUAUUACAGCAA